GAAAGUUUGGGGCCAGGGCCACCCCUAGCCCCCCAACCUCCGCCACUGGUAAGAAUCAAAAAAUUGAGGGGAGAGUUGGAAUGGAGGGAUUUGAGUAACAACUAUCAACCGACUGGUUGUUGUCCGAGUAUGGGACUGCAAGCUAUAACUUGUUUUCUCAAAUACCAACAGAUAACCAGAUAGGAAAGCACAGACUCUUUCUCUAGGCGCACAAGCACAAUGGGCAGUUCUAUCAAAUCCGGAAACUUCCGCCGUCGAUGUGAUGACUAUGACGACAAUAAUGACACUAGCUCCAACUUUCACAACUCCGCCCCUUCUUCCGCUCCUCACGUAAACCUUCUGCCUCUUAAUUUUCGUCCAAACCCAGGAGGCUUCUCAGCUUUGCUGACGAUGAAGACAACGAUACCCCGUCUUCCCGCAUUCCUCGCCCAAAUCUUCUGCUUCUCAGAAACCAUCCUCGCGCCUCACCAAACCCGUUUCUUCUCACAAGUUCCCCUCCUCCAUGGAUCGUCUACCACCUCCAAUGUGCUUCCCCAACUGGUACCUACACCAAAGAUGCCCUAUUUGAGCUCCAAAAGAACACCUGGACCCUCGCUAAGCCCAUGUCUUCCGCCUUGAAGACUUCAUCCUCCUCUACUUAUGAGCCCAAAAUCAUUCUCAAGGGCCUUCUCAAACCCACCCAGGAAGACCCCGUUUCGCUAACCCUAAAGCAAUCCCAACAAUUGGACUCUGGGGAAGAAGAGCAACAUCCAGAAGACAGUAACGGGAAUGAUGCGGAAAAUCGAUUGGCGUCAUCGGGGUUGGGGAAGCCAAGGAUUAUCCUUUGAUUCCAGAUGAGGAGACCAUCAAGAAGAUCGGAGCAAAAAUGGAGCGGAUGAGGCAGUCAAGGGCAGCUGCUCCGGAUAAUAUCUCCUUGGAUGGAGGGUCUAAUCAUGGAGCGGCAGAAGGCUUGAGCGAUGAGUAGCUUGAGUUUCGGACGCGGAUUGCCAUGAUUGGGAAGAAAGAGACCAGUAGCAGCAGUCACGGUGUGUUUGAGGAUUUUGACAAUGACGAUGGUGACAAUGGUCGUAUCAAAGCAAUGAUUGGUAUUACUGCUGCUAGAUGUCCUAAUAGUCAAGUUAUUGUGGAGGAGGGCACUGCCGGCACUGGUGGCGUUGAUGAGGAGGAUGAGGAGGACAAGAUUUGGGAGCAAGAGCAAUUUAGGAAGGGUUUAGGGAAGAGAAUGGAUGAUGCGUCUGGUACUAACAGGGUCUUCACUAGUAGUACUACUGCUGUGAUGCACAAUCAGCAACAGCAACAGCAGAGGCCUGUUAUGUACGUUUCUGUUCCAAGUAUUAUAGGGGCAUCUGGAGCAUCUCAAGGUUUAGAUGCCUUGUCCAUAUCGCAACAGGCUGAGAUUGCUAGAAAUGCUUUGCAGGACAAUGUCAGGAGACUUAAGACUUGUAUUUGCAUUUUGCAAAUACAAUUAAUCAGUAAAGGAAAAAAAGAUGAUGAUUGCCAUUUUGAAGCAAAUGUGAUAAGCAAGGUUAUAAUAUAUCUUUGCCAUGCUUGGGCUGACAACUGAUAGAAUUUUUCUACAAGAAGAGACAGCAUAAAGCUCCUUAUACAUUGAGGAAUUGGAAGAACAGAUGCAAAAGCUUCAUGAACAACACGCAUAUAAAAUUUUAGGAAGAAGAACUGCUCAUAAUGAUGAUGAAAUGAUGGAGGUGGAAGCUGCUGUAAAGGCAGCAAUGUUGGUUCUCAGUGAACCUGGGAGCAGUGCACCAGUUAUUACUGCUGCCACAAGUGCAGCCCAAGCUGCAUCAGCUACCAUGAAAGAACAGGCUAAUCUACUAGUGAAGUUGGAUGAAUUUGGUAGAGACAUCAACCAACAGAAACGUAUGGAUAUGAAGAGGAGGGCUGAGGCCCGUCAGCUUAGGAAAGCUCGAUUUUAGUCAGAGAUUAUCUUCUAUGGAGGUAGAUGGUUCUGAUCAGAAAAUAGAGGGAGAAUUGAGCACGGAUGAGAGUGACAGUGAAAGUGCAGCAUUUCAAUCAAACCGUGAUAUGUUGCUCCAGACUGCAGAUCAAGUUUUUGGUGAUGCUUCUGAAGAAUAUUCUCAACUUUCAAAUUUCAAUGGUUAAAGAAAGGUUUGAAAGGUGGAAAAAAAAGAAUCUUCAACUAGCUAUCGACAUGCGUACAUUCACUUGCCUGCCAUCUUCUCUCCAUAUGUGAGACUAGAACUUCUAAAAUUGGACCCUCUCCAUGAGGAUGCAGAUUUUUUCGAUAUGAAAUGGCAUUCCCUGCUGUUUAAUUAUGGUUUGUCAGAAGAUGGAAGUGAUCUACGUCCUGAUGAUACUGAUAGUAAUCUUGUUCCAAACUAGUAGAAAAGGUUGCAAUUCCUAUUUUGCAUCAUGAAAUUGCCCACUGUUGGGACGUGCUCAGUACAAAAGAAACAAAAAAUGCUGUUUCUGCCACAAGCUUGGUAACAAAUUAUGUUCCAUCUUCUAGUGAGGCUCUAGUAGAGCUAUUGGUUGCAAUCCACACACGUCUAGCUGAUGCUGUUGCUAACAUUAUGAAACAAAAAACGCUGUUUCUGCCACAGGCUUGGUAACAAAUUAUGUUCCAUCUUCUAGUGAGGCUCCAGUAGAGCUAUUGGUUGCAAUCCGCACACAUUUAGCUGAUGCUGUUGCUAAUAUUAUGGUCCCAACAUGGAGCCUGCUUCUGCUUGAGGCUGUGCCAAAUACCACACAAGUUGCAGCAUAUGGGUUUGGGAUGUCAGUUCGUUUGAUGAAAAAUAUCUGCUUGUGGAAAGACAUCCUGGCAUUGCCAAUUCUGGAGAAGCUUGCUCUUGAUGAGCUUUUAUGUGGGAAGUUUUUAGCUCAUGUUCGAGGCAUUGCAUCUAACAUUCAAGAUGCUGUUACGAGAACUGAAAGAAUCAUUGCUUCUUUAUCUGGUGUGUGGGCAGGUCCAAAUGUCACCAGGGACCACUGGCACUGAAAGUAUCCUUUGAUUCUCGUUUUGUUAUUGAAAUUCCCUUAACUCUAUUUCCUGCUUCUUGGAAUUAAUCAAUUGAAGCCAACUUCAUACUAAAUGGCUUCUUCCUAUUUCCAAAUAUAAUUUUUCAGCCAUAAAUUGCGACCUUUGGUGGAUCAUAUAAUGUCAUUGGGAAGGACAUUUGAGAAGAAGUAUGCAUCAGGUGUGACUGAAGCUGAGACCAAUGGACUGGCCCGUUAAUUGAAGAAGAUGCUAAUUGAGCUGAAUAUUUAUGACAAUGCCAGGGACAUAGGUAGAACAUUCAGUCUUAGGGAGGCUUUGUGAAUCAGGCGGAAUUGAGAGAGACCGAUAAACUUAAUCGUAUUAAUUACACCUGAAAUAGUGAAAGCUGAAACAAGACCGCUUAAGAAAACUCACCAAAACCUAUUUAUAAGUAAAUAAAAUAAUUUUUUAUUCAGGUUAUAUAUUUUAAAAAAUUAUUUAAAAUAAAGUGUAAGUUAUAUGGAAGAUGUUUUUAUUAUUAUUUAUUUUAAAAUUACCCUUUAACUAAAUAAAAUAUUAUUUUAUUUUAAUGACUUAAAAAUAUUAUCACUGUUCUCAUUUUAGUAAAUUCUAUCACAACUUUUUUUAAUAUUUUGAUCAAAAUACUUAAAUUUUUUAAAAGUUAACUUUUAAAUAAUUUUCAUAAAUAUUCAAUUACUUAUUUUUUAAAUUAAUUUGUAAUCAUUAAAGGUAUAAGUUAAAAGUUAACAUUCAAACACUUUAGUUGCAAAUGCAAAUGCAAGGUAAAUGCAAUAAACUCAACAAAAGUGGGUCUCAAGGCCUCAUCGGCUGAAUCCUGUAGGUUGUGCAGGAGGCUGUAUUUUUCUGAGAAAUGAUGCGAUGGUGGAUGGGUAUUGUCGUGGCCAGUUGCAUUUUCUUAUCCCUGUACGUCAGGAGGAAGUUACUACCAGGAUAAUGCUAUGAACCAGGACAUUGAAGGACUAGAAUAAGCGUGAGCUUGCAUGAAUAACGAGACUGCUUCAUAAUUUAGUAACGAAGUGGUAGGACCCAUCUAACUUAAGCAUUUGGCUACCAAGCAAGUGUUAGGGAAAGGACGAAGGGAGAGAGGAGAACAGGGUGACAAAGCCGUAUUUCCUAUUAAUUUAUACUAGCUUGUAAAGUAACACUGAAUUUGUUAGAAGGAAAUGUCAAAAGUAUCAAUCAAAAACAGAAACUGAACAAACUCUUUGAAAAAAAUCCUAACUAGAAGCCUCAAAGCUUUAACUGGAUAAAGGAGUGCUGGAAGUGGGGUUAGGCUGCCUUCCACACCAAUGGUAGGUCGAGACCACAAUAAAGCUGACUCAUAUUCAGAAGCAACUGAUAAGCGCAAUUUAAUAAAUUUGUGUUGCUCACAUCUAAUUCGUAUAUAAUCAUAUCGACAAUGUUAUACAACGUGGUAAUGACGCAGUAGUUACUAAGAAAAGCGAGCACUGAGUUUAGUAAUUAUACUAAUCAGCAUGAACUAGUCUAGUCUCACUAAUUCAUAUUCCUCGCAUGUGAAAGCAUGAAAUAACCCUAUAUAUAUAUCAUACGCUGGUGCGAUUCUAGUGGAGCAGCUGCACGCAGCAUGGGUAGACGCUACUCUCCAUACCUUUUCUUCUGCUCAUUUCUGUUGUGCUCUUCCUGCAUGGUAGCAUCCAGGCACUUGGGAUCUUCAAGUAGCAGGAAAAUUCUGCUCGACAAUGGCCUUGGUCUCACUCCCCCUAUGGGGUGGAACAGUUGGAAUCAUUUCCACUGCCAGAUAAAUGAGAAGAUUGUUAAAGAAACAGCUGACGCUUUAGUCUCAACUGGGCUAGCACAGCUUGGAUACGUCUACGUCAACAUAGACGAUUGUUGGGGUGAAUCUAAACGAGACCAACAGGGCAAUCUUGUGGCCAACAAGACUACAUUCCCUUCUGGGAUUAAAGCUCUUGCAGAUUAUGUUCAUAGCAAGGGCCUGAAAUUAGGAAUCUAUGCUGAUGCAGGGCUCAAAACAUGUACGGGAAAAGUGGCAGGCUCACUCGGCCGUGAAGAGCAAGAUGCCAAAACAUUUGCUUCAUGGGGAGUUGACUACUUGAAGUAUGAUAAUUGUUACAACAACGAUGAGAAACCAACCACUAGAUACAAAGCCAUGUCUGUUGCUCUGAAGAAGACGGGGCGCCCCAUUUUUUUCUCUAUGUGUGAAUGGGGGGAUAUGCGUCCAGCUCUAUGGGGAGCAGAUGUUGGGAAUAGCUGGAGAACUACUGAUGACAUUUCAGACUCAUGGGAGAGUAUGCUUAAGGUCGCUGACGUGAAUGAGAUGUAUGCUGAUUACGCUAAACCUGGUGGUUGGAAUGACCCAGAUAUGCUAGAAGUGGGAAAUGGAGGAAUGAAGUAUAGUGAAUACGUGGUGCAUUUUAGCAUAUGGGCUAUCUCUAAGGCACCACUCCUUUUAGGCUGCGAUGUACGAUCGUUGAGCAACGAGACUAUGCAGAUUAUCAGCAACGAGGAGGUGAUUGCUAUUAAUCAAGAUUCUUUGGGUGCUCAAGCCAGAAAAGUAAGAAUGGAAGGACAGCGAGAUAUAUGGGCUGGACCUCUAUCUGGGGAUAGAGUAGUACUUCUAUUUGUAAACAGAAAGCCGUGGAAAUCUUCAAUGACAGCCCAUUGGGACGACAUCGGUAUCGAGCCGACUAAUAGAGCUGUUGAAGCAAGAGAUGUAUGGGAGCGUCGUACCCUCUCAGAGCCAUUUCAAGACAAACUAACAGCGGAUGUGGACCCUCAUGCCUGCAAGCUCUAUGUUCUAACCUCAAUCCCAUAGCUCUUUUCCUUUUCUUUUCUUUUCUUUUAUCAUAAUAGUAUUUGUAAUCAAAGCAUUGAAUAUUUGGAAGGAAUUUGGUUUGAAUUAUAAGUCUUCAAACCUAUUAUUGAUAAGUGUAAAGUCCUAAAUAAAUUAAUAUUUUAUUUCGAAUUAUAAAUAAAAAAUAAUUAAAAUAAAGGAUCAUCUAAUUUAAUUAUUAAA
Messenger RNA from Hevea brasiliensis (rubber tree), 5993 nucleotides. Its product is annotated as alpha-galactosidase 1. The transcript is spliced from 20 exons. The record is from RefSeq and is a predicted model, not a curated record. Gene Ontology annotation, molecular function: hydrolase activity, hydrolyzing O-glycosyl compounds. NCBI's taxonomy places the organism in Eukaryota, Viridiplantae, Streptophyta, Magnoliopsida, Malpighiales, Euphorbiaceae. The coding region runs from base 4584 to 5792 and encodes 402 amino acids. Gene Ontology annotation, biological process: carbohydrate metabolic process.